Molecule: messenger RNA, 1665 nt
Organism: Mesorhabditis belari
Lineage: Eukaryota; Metazoa; Nematoda; Chromadorea; Rhabditida; Rhabditidae
Source: the annotation of a GenBank genome assembly
AUGGGUAAACCGGUGAAUGCGAAGGCGGCUGCGGCCAAGGCAUCGAAGCAGAAAUCGAAGGGAAAAGGAGGAAUGACCUAUGUUUAUCUAUUCAUUGGUGCAAUCGGACUCCUUGUCGCUAUUCUAUUCGCUAUUCCCGAGAAAAGCCCGGGUGAGGGUGGAACUCCGACACAUGUCGAUCGAAAUCGUCUCUCCGCCGCCGAUCAAGCGAAAUUCGAUCUAGGCUAUAAAGAUCAUGCUUUCAACGAGUACGUCUCCAGCUUGAUUUCUUUACAUCGGAAACUGCCCUAUAUUUCUCCGGCGCGUUGCAAGAAGGAAAAGUAUUCCGAGAAUCUGCCCGAUAUGAGUGUGAUCAUUUGUUUCCAUAACGAAGCAUGGAGUACUCUGUUGAGAACUGUGCACAGUGUGAUCGAUCGAACACCGACGAAUCUCUUGAAAGAGGUCAUUUUAAUUGAUGACUCUUCGACAAUGGAGCAUUUGGGAGAUGCGUUGGAUGCUUAUGUGGCUGGAGUGGAUAAAGUGAAACUCGUCAGAGAGCCGAAUCGUGUGGGAUUGAUUCGUGCACGUUUGAGGGGUGUUGAAGAAGCAACAGGCACAGUGGUCACUUUCCUAGACGCACAUUGUGAGGCAACUGAAGGAUGGGCCGAGCCACUACUUGAUCGGAUUGCUUUGGAUCCUCAUUCGGUAGCUGUGCCCAAUAUUGAUCCAAUUGCUGAGGAUACAUUCAAAUACGUGGCCGAACUUGCUCCACUUAUUGGUGGCUUUGAUUGGAAUAUGCAAUUUGUUUGGCGAGAUCUUUCACCAGAGCAAAAGAGGAAACGAGUCAACGAGAUUGAGCCGAUUCGAACGCCAGUAAUGGCUGGUGGUCUCUUCGCUAUUCGAAAGGAUUUCUUUGAAGAGUUAGGCAGCUACGAUCCAGGCUUUGCCAUUUGGGGAGGCGAGCAAUUCGAGUUAUCAUUUAAAGCGUGGAUGUGCGGUGGUCGAAUUGAAAUUAUUCCGUGUUCUCAUGUCGGUCAUGUCUAUCGUCAAAGCACACCAUACAAAUUCGACGAUCCAAUCAACACGAUUCGUCGCAAUCUUCGCCGAGUGACCGAGGUUUGGAUGGAUGACUAUAAAUAUCUGCACUACGAGCGCCACAACAAUCGAACGUAUGACUUUGGAGAUGUGAGUGAGAGACGAGCCCUCAGAGAAGCACUCCAUUGUAAGGAUUUCACGUGGUACCUCAAGAAUGUGUAUCCAGAUCAAUACGUGCCAAAGAAUCUGCAAGCCAAGGGAGAGAUCAGAAAUUAUGGGGGUGAGCCUCAUUUAUGUGUGGAGAGUGUGAUUCGUGGUAGUCGAAAUCCGGACUACGAGGUUUUGCCAAUUCAUUGUCAUCUCUUGGGUGAGAAUCAAUUCUUUGAGUUGACCGAGAACGGGGAGAUUCGCCGAGAUGUUGCUUGUUUCGAGCAAGUCGGUAAUUUUUUGAGAGCGAAAUUCUGCGACGGGAAAACGACACAGAAAUUCACGCAUGAUCGCGAGAAGGGACACUUGAAGAAUGUGGGAUCUGGACAGUGCAUUACGACGGUGAUUCGUCCAGUCGAGGGACAUUUGCUCAGAAUGGAGACAUGUCGAGAUGGGGAUAUGACUCAGCACUUCAAAUGGCAGCAAUACUUUGAUAAGCCACAA